ACUGAAAAUAAACGCGGGAUUGUGGCGGAGAUUCCCAACUUCAGUUUGACUUCUCUCUCUCUCUCUCUCUCUCCCCCCACAAUCCAUCAACCAAAAUUCCAGAAGGAAGUUCCUCAGAAGCUUAAGCAGAAAUGUCGAGCUUGGAGGAGCCUCUUAGUCUAGACAGGUUGCCAAGGUUGAGCAAUGUUGAUGGCAGAUUGUCAUCCAAUAAUGGCUGUAGGCGGCCCGUGGGAGAUGAUGGAAUGAGGGAACGUUGGGUUGAGGGGAGAAACUGCAGCUCAUCUAACAGCUGCGAAGAAGAUCUUGAUGAAUAUGGCAGAGGGAGCUUUUCACGGAGAAGACAAUGCCGGGACAAACCGUAUCACGGAAUUUCAAACCGGAGGAGUGUUACCGGGUGCAGGAAGGAUGUGUUAUUCAAUGGUGUCCCGAAGUAUGUGAAGAUAGUGGAAGUUGGACCAAGGGAUGGGUUACAAAAUGAAAAAAGUAAUGUUCCUACAUCUGUAAAGAUUGAAUUGAUACGUAAAUUGGUUUCAUGUGGGUUGCCCGUGGUGGAAGUAACUGGUUUUGUUUCACCAAAAUGGGUACCUCAGUUAUCCGAUGCAAAGGAUGUCAUGCAAGCAGUUAGGAAUUUGGAAGGAGCAAGAUUGCCUGUCUUGACACCCAAUCUAAAAGGAUUUGACGAUGCAAUUGCGUGUGGAGCAAAAGAAAUAGCUGUUUUUGCAUCUGCUUCGGAGUCAUUCUCAAAGUUAAACAUUAACUGUAGCAUUGAGGAGAGUCUUGUCCGUUAUCGGGCUGUCCUAUCUGCUGCUAGAAAGCUCUCCAUACCCGUUCGAGGGUAUAUAUCAUGUGUUGUUGGAUGCCCAGUUGAAGGACCAAUUUCACCUUCAAAAGUUGCAUAUCUGGCAAAGGAACUUCAUGACAUGGGUUGCUUUGAAAUCUCACUUGGCGACACUAUAGGAAUUGGUACUCCUGGAACUGUCAUUCCCAUGCUUGAAGCCGUGAUGGCUGUUGUUCCAGUCGAGAAGCUUGCCGUCCAUUUCCACGACACUUAUGGCCAAUCUCUUCCAAAUAUCUUAGUUUCUCUCCAAAUGGGAAUAUGCACGGUGGACUCGUCAGUUGCCGGUUUAGGAGGGUGCCCAUAUGCCAAGGGAGCGACCGGGAAUGUGGCAACAGAGGACGUGGUCUACAUGCUACAUGGGUUAGGUGUGAAAACGAAUGUCGACCUGGGAAAGCUAUUGGUGGCAGGUGAGUUUAUCUGCAAGCAUUUGGGACGCCAGUCUGGCUCCAAGGCUGCCAUUGCAUUGACCCACCCAAGUUUCACCAACUAAAGUAUUCGGAGUAAUAACUAUACGGUAUUACACAUACAUCAACGCAUUUGAAUCUCUUUUCAUUCAUUCUGAGAGAAUUGAUGAACUCAAGGAGCCAUUGAAAUGUUACCUUCCCAGUUCUAGCCUCUUUAUAUUACUACCACGGAGUGGAGUGCUUAUAUGAGUAAUGAAUAACAUAUAUGGAUGUUCGGACGAGGACCUAUGAGGCUAGCCAGGACCUAUUGAAAUGUUACCUUCCUAGGACCUAUUGGAUGUUCGUAAUGACAUAUUGAAAUGUUACCUUCCCAGUUCUAGCCUCUUUAUAUUACUACCACGGAGUGGAGUGCUUAUAUGAGUAAUGUUUCUUAUAUUCUAACUUAUAUGAGUAAUGAAUAACAUAUAUAGUACUCAUUUUGCACAAAACAUAAGUGAGUAAAGGAGUAUUCAUUUGGAAAUAAUGUGGUUUUCUUUUUGAAUCAAUGUAGUGUUCAUUC
Molecule: messenger RNA, 1801 nt
Organism: Cuscuta campestris
Lineage: Eukaryota; Viridiplantae; Streptophyta; Magnoliopsida; Solanales; Convolvulaceae
Source: the annotation of a GenBank genome assembly